This is a messenger RNA of Tinamus guttatus (white-throated tinamou), 3090 nucleotides long. Lineage: Eukaryota; Metazoa; Chordata; Aves; Tinamiformes; Tinamidae. The record is from RefSeq and is a predicted model, not a curated record.
AUGGGAUAUGGGAGCUGGCGGGAACUGGCUAAGGCUCUGGCAGACAGGAAUGUCCCAGCUGGGGACCCGAGCCUCCAGUUUUACUAUCCUCAGAAGCUGGGACAGCAGAACCAAGAGCAGCAGAGAGGUGGGAGGAAUAAAUCAAAUUAUGCAGCUGUGGACAAGCCUGUUCCAUGGAUGCCAGAGUUCCAGGGCCAGGCCAAUCUGCACGUGUUUGAGGACUGGUGUGGCAGCUCCACUGAGCAGCUCAGGAAAAACCUCCACUUCCCCCUCUACCCGCAUGCACGAAUGACACUGAAGAAAUUGGCUGUGUCCCCAAAAUGGACCAACUACGGUCUUCGAAUAUUUGGCUACCUACAUCCUUUCACUGAUGGGGAGUUUCAGUUUGCCAUUGCUGCGGAUGACAAUGCUGAGUUCUGGCUGAGUCCAGAUGAAAAGAUCUCUGGUCUCCAGCUGCUGGCCAGUGUAGGCAAGACAGGGAAGGAGUGGACAGCACCAGGGGAGUUUGGAAAAUUUCACAGCCAGCGGUCAAAGAUGGUGAGGCUGUCAGCUUCAGGCAGGUACUAUUUCGAGGUGCUGCACAAGCAAGAUGACAAAGGAACAGACCAUGUGGAAGUAGCAUGGAGACUGAAUGACCCAGAAGCAAAGUUCAAAGUCAUUGACUCCCAAUACCUCUCUCUUUUUGCUAACGAGACGCUUUUGAAGAUGGAUGAAGUGGGGCACAUCCCGCAGACGGCAGCCAGCCACGCGAGCCGGCCUGCUGUCAACGCGGGCAGCAAGGCACACCCAGCCGACAUGUUGAAGCCUGACCCCCGGGACACUCUUUAUAAAGUGCCUCUGCUCAGCAAGUCGCGUCUGCGCCGCACCUUGACAGACUGCCCUUACAAGCCCAGCUACCUGGUGAACGGAUUUCCUCUGCAGCGCUACCAGGGACUCCAGUUUGUUCAUUUAUCCUUUGUUUACCCGAAUGAUUACAGCCGCCUGAGCCACAUGGAAAAAGACAACAAAUGCUUCUAUCAGGAAAACCCUUAUUACUUGGAAAGAUUUGGAUUCUACAAGUACAUGAAACUUGACCAGCCAGAGAAAAGACAGGACUCUGGAGAGAAGAGAGGGCAGCCGGGUUUUCCAGAGGGGAACAUGGAUGACCUGCAGUACGCAGACCAGGAUGUGGAGAGUACGAGCCCUCCCGGGCACCCUGGUGCACGCAGGGCAGAGCUGGCAGGGAACGCUCCCAGCAUGAUGGCUGGCUAUGAUAACAUUUAUGAGGACUAUUCCCUCCACAAGCAUCGCCGGCUCCUCUCAGUUACGGGCAGCAACUUAGGAGAAGCACUGCAGAGAAAAGGUGCAACGAGGCCUGCCGUAAGAGCAGCCCCACUGGCCUCCAACCAAAGCCUCGGCUGGAUGGGCCUGGAGAGGAGCCCACUAAUGAAGAAAACCCAUUUAAAAGCUAGAGUCAAGGACAACUCUACAAGCCCUCUGCAGCAUGCCAGAGCUGCCCACGGGGAAGCACCGGUCAAAAAAAACAAGGGGAAAUCUUUUCCUACCGCGUGGCCUCUAAAGGAACAGCCUCUCCGCAGCUCCAAGGACACAUCCAGGAGGACUGGUAGAGGCAUGAGGCCUCUAGGAGGUCUAAGUGCAUCUCAGAGCCAGCUGCAGCCAACAGGCACUGCACGAGCCAGGGAACGAGCCCCCGUCUCCGGCAAAGCAAGCAGGAGCGCAGCGAGCGUGGCCAGGCUCAGCAAGCAGCCGGCUCCACAGGCACCAUGGCUGAACCAAGCGGAGUCCCACCCUGCUGAGCAAACGGUGGCCAACAGCAGGGACUUGGGUGAAACAGAGAUGCAGGAGGCAUCUCCUACAAAAUCUGCAGCUAUUGAGACAGCAGAGGAAGAGGAGGAGGUAGAUGGGGAGCCAGAGGAGGAUGAGGAUGGGUUUGAUUAUGUACCAGUGUUUGACCAGGCAGUGAACUGGGAGCAGACCUUCAGCAUGAACAACCUGGACUUCCAUAUGCUGCGCACGGACUGGAUUGACCUGAAAUGCAACACAUCAGGAAAUUUGCUGCUAAAAGAGCGAGAGGCCAUGGAGGUCACUCGCGUCUUCUUAAAGAAGCUCAACCAAAGGACUAAAGGGCAAUUCCAGCUGCAGCGUAUUGUGAACGUGGAGAAACGCCAGGACCGCAUGCGGGGGAGCCGCUACCUGCUGGAGCUGGAGCUGCUGGAGCGAGGAGAGCGGCUUGUCCGGUUCUCGGAGUACAUCUUUGCACGGGGCUGGCAAGGCGUCAGCGGGGACGAGCAGGAGGAGAGGACCAUGAGGAGCCUAGCGUGGGGUCGCCAGCGGCACCUGAUGGCUGUAGCUAACGAGCCAGAGUUGUGCUGGCCCCAGGGCUUCACCUGGAACCACCGGGCUGUGGUUCACUUCGUCGUGCCAGUGAAAAACCAAGCACGCUGGGUGCUGCAGUUCAUUUCUGACAUGGAAGAACUGGUCAGAGUCACUAAGGAUCCGUACUUCAAUGUCAUCAUAACAGACUACAGCAGCAAUGACAUGGAUGUAGAAAAGGCUCUGAAAAGGUCCAGCUUACGCAGCUAUCGGUACCUGAAGCUGACAGGGAAUUUUGAGCGUUCUGCUGGCUUGCAGGCAGGGAUAGACCUUGUGAAGGACCCACACAGCAUCAUUUUCCUGUGCGACCUCCACAUCCACUUUCCAGCUGGGAUCAUUGAUUCAAUUCGGAAGCACUGUGUAGAAGGCAAGAUGGCAUUUGCACCCAUGGUCAUGAGGUUGCAUUGUGGCAUGUCUCCACAACGGCCUGAUGGCUACUGGGAGGUGAAUGGGUUUGGUCUCCUGGGCAUAUACAAGUCUGACCUGGACAAGAUCGGAGGGAUGAACACGAAAGAGUUUCGGGACCGGUGGGGAGGAGAGGACUGGGAACUCCUGGACAGGAUUUUACAGGCUGGGCUGGAAGUGGAGCGUCUCUCCCUGAGGAACUUUUUCCAUUGGUUUCACUCAAAGCGGGGCAUGUGGAACCGACGCCAGCUGAAGACAUCGUAGCCUUGAACCCCAAGGCUGCCUGUCAGAGUCAUCCACCUUCUGACCCCA